Molecule: messenger RNA, 813 nt
Organism: Tripterygium wilfordii
Lineage: Eukaryota; Viridiplantae; Streptophyta; Magnoliopsida; Celastrales; Celastraceae
Product: membrane protein PM19L-like
Exons: 4
Coding region: 138-620 (160 amino acids)
Source: RefSeq, a predicted model, not a curated record
UCCAUUUAUAUGCCUUCCUCGUUCCUUCCAAAUGCAAAACACAUGUAUCUGUACAAACAAACAAGUACUCCUGCAAUUCCUCUUUUUGCCCUCUCUCUCAUAAGCUUUUUAGUUUAAACUGACAGAUAGCGCCUAUAAUGGCAAAUGGGGAGAUGAAAAAUGUUGCUGCUCUGCUUUUGGUACUUAAUUUCUGCAUGUAUGUGGUAGUUUUGGGGAUUGGUGGGUGGGCUGUGAAUAGAGCAAUAGAUCAUGGAUUCAUCAUUGGUCCUGGUUUCGACCUUCCAGCGCAUUUCUCGCCCAUUUACUUCCCCAUGGGCAAUGCUGCUACCGGAUUCUUUGUUACGUUCGCGUUGAUUGCUGGUGUUGUGGGUGUUGCCUCUGUAAUCUCUGGUUUAAACCAUAUUCGGUCUUGGUCUGCUGAUAGCUUGCCAUCAGCUGCAACUGCUGCUACCAUUGCUUGGACUCUUACCGCGCUCGCUAUGGGCUUUGCAUGGAAAGAGAUUGAUCUCAAACUCAGGAAUGCUCGUCUGAGAACAAUGGAAGCAUUUUUAAUCAUACUUACAGUUACACAGCUUCUAUACCUAGCAGCAAUUCACAGUGCCGCCACCAUCCGGAGAUAAACCUGAAUUUCAGAUGAUGCGUGAUGUUUGCUUUCAAUUUGUUGUUUUUCCCUAAUUUUGUUUGCAAAUUUGCUCAUUGACUUGUACAAACCCAGGAAGGGAUUUGGAUUGUUGUUGUGAAAUUCUGUAAUUGUUGUGAGAAUUACUGAUAUUGGUUUGAAAGAAAAAUAAAGAAUGUGUGGAGUACAUAAUA